Molecule: messenger RNA, 336 nt
Organism: Phytophthora sojae
Lineage: Eukaryota; Oomycota; Peronosporomycetes; Peronosporales; Peronosporaceae
Exons: 2
Coding region: 1-336 (111 amino acids)
Molecular function (GO): nucleic acid binding; zinc ion binding
Source: RefSeq, a predicted model, not a curated record
AUGGGCAAGCCGCGCUUCGUGUGCGCGUACUGCAACAAGUCGUUCGAGGACUCGCAGGAGGCCCGGCAGCGACACAACCGCGGCCGCAACCACAAGGCCAACGUCAAGCUCUGGUACGACAGCUUCGCAGAUCAAGAGCGUCAUGCGGCUGCAUCAGCUUCACGCCACGCAGCAACAGGUCAUGAGGACGUUCCUUCGUGGACGCCAGUAAAUCCAUCCCCCACCAUAGCUCCUGCCAACCGUCAAGAACCUCCUCUCGCCUUGCAAAACUUGCCCCCAUCGAUGCAUCCUGCUCCGCCUGAUGCGUUCUACUACUGCCGCUCAGAUUGGGGCUAA